AUGGAAGCCAUCCAAAAACCAGGAAUGUUACCAAAACACAAUACGGACGCCCAGUCCAAAGUACCCCAUUGUAAGGAAUACCAGUGCUCCUUGAAUGCGUCACUGACAUCAACCAAUCCUUUCUUGCAGAAUGGUUGGGGCUCGAUGAUGGUGUUCGAAGUGGAUUGUCAAGUUGUAGGUGGGAGCCCAGUGCCUCAUUUUUUUGUGCCAAAGCAGAUUCUGGAGAUCUCCACCGAAAGUGGAAGCUCACCGUUGUUUAUCUUGCUUUUACCGACACAUUAUUUUGGGGCUAAGCAAACUUUGCUCAAGCAGUCUUGGAGUUAG
Ilex paraguariensis (yerba mate) is the source of this 324-nucleotide messenger RNA. The record is from the annotation of a GenBank genome assembly. Lineage: Eukaryota; Viridiplantae; Streptophyta; Magnoliopsida; Aquifoliales; Aquifoliaceae.